AUGUACGAUAGACAGAUCAUUCGUAUCUGUGGGUAUCGAAUCUCUUCAUGGAAUGAUAGCGGCCGGCAACAAAAUCCAGACAAAGUGCCUUCCAGAAUCAUAUACGAUGACAAAGGUGAAGUAACAGAUUGGGGGUUUGCCACUCCAACCGACCGCACAACUUUGGUGCCGUGGUUCAAAUUCCUUCUCUCUGACGAAGCCCUGCGAAAAGGAGGAGAGAAGGUAGCCGAAGCGCAAGCUGCACUGAAGAGGCUGAAGAAAGACGCCGUGGAUGUCGUUGCCGUUUAUUUACGGCAGCUAUGGCUUCAUGCCGUUGAGCGAAUCGAGCUCAAGCUCACCCAAAUUUCCUUUGAAAAUAUGGACAUAAGGGUUGUCCUGACAGCCAAGUCCAGGGCAUUUGAUAAUGACUGGGAACAUGGUAUCAAGAGAGCUUACGCUGGAUCAGAUCAGACAUUUCCGGUGAACAUUGUCGGCUUCAAACAAACGAGAUGGUCUCUUUUGAAAGACACCAAGCUCCAGAAUCAUUCUUGA
Cladophialophora psammophila CBS 110553 is the source of this 531-nucleotide messenger RNA. RefSeq lists its product as uncharacterized. The transcript is spliced from 2 exons. Lineage: Eukaryota; Fungi; Ascomycota; Eurotiomycetes; Chaetothyriales; Herpotrichiellaceae. The record is from RefSeq and is a predicted model, not a curated record. Bases 1 to 531 code for a protein of 176 amino acids.